Sphaeramia orbicularis (orbiculate cardinalfish) is the source of this 3199-nucleotide messenger RNA. It is a transcript of the gene dtnbp1b, whose product is annotated as dystrobrevin binding protein 1b. Gene Ontology annotation, cellular component: synaptic vesicle membrane; neuron projection; cytoplasm. The transcript has 4 exons. Bases 416 to 1099 code for a protein of 227 amino acids. Lineage: Eukaryota; Metazoa; Chordata; Actinopteri; Kurtiformes; Apogonidae. Gene Ontology annotation, biological process: anterograde synaptic vesicle transport; platelet dense granule organization; negative regulation of protein kinase activity. The record is from RefSeq and is a predicted model, not a curated record.
AGCAGUCACUGCUAUGCUCCACUCAUCUCCACUUCUCUCUCCCUGCAUCGGCAUCCUCAGCAUCCUCUACACUCGAACUAUAGGCACUGGUGCAGUCCAGCGAUCCAUCUUUCCAUACAUCCCUUAUGCAUGUUUUGGCUAGUGCUGGAUUCUUGAGAGCAUCCACCUUCAGGGUUUUGUGCAUUUAUUAAUAACCAAGCGUGUGCGAGUUCAUCUGCAUGACAAUGUGUGAGUGAGCGGAGCCUCGUUUUGCACGGAGGAGCAUGUGUACAGAGUGAAAGACGGGAGUAAGGAUGCGUGGUGAGCAAGUGUUGUGGUGAUCGUGGAGUUUUUUUGGUGCAUAGUAUCGUCCUGCUGUCUCCUCUCCCAUUCCUCCGUUUUUGUUAUCGUGAGCCUUUUAGAGCAUCCUGCUGGGAUGUCCACAUUUCCUGGUACAACAGACGGGAGCCAAAGGAACUCUUUGGAGCUGGAUGUGGACCAUGCACAGAGGGUCCCUGGGGCUGAGCAGGGAGGCGUCCCACCCACCCAGGUGAAGCUGAAAGACAGGCAGAAGUUCUUUGAGGAGGCCUUCCAGCAGGACAUGGAACAGUACCUGUCUACGGGCUACCUGCAGAUCGCAGAGAGAAGAGAGCCAAUAGGAAGCAUGUCAUCCAUGGAGGUGAACGUGGACAUGCUGGAGCAGAUGGAUUUGAUGGACAUGUCCGACCACGAGGCCCUGGAUGUUUUUCUACACUCUGGGGGAGAGGAUAAUAGCGCUGCCUCACCUGUCACAGGUCCCGAUGUUGAGUCGUUCACCACAGAGAUCAGUCUCCAGGUUCCAACCCAGGCCGAGCUCCGCCACAAGCUCUCUUCCCUGUCAUCCACCUGCACCGACUCAGCCAGCCAGGACACAGAGGCCGGUGAGGAGGAUGAUGAUGAAGAAGAGGAGGAGACUGAGCAGGCAGGCGGAAGAGGAGGAGGGGGGGGGCAGAGGAGAAGGCCCCCAGUGGUGGUGACCCUGGAUGAGGAGGAGGUGCACCCUGACACAGCGCUGGUGGACAGGCUGAACCAGGAGGAGCAGACCAGCAAAGACUGUGAGGAGAGCAGGGGGAAGGUGUGAGGAGACAUGGACUCCAAACACAAACACACAAACAGCUGCCAAAUCCAACAUGUAUCCAGUAUGUAACAGUAUCAGCGUCAUUCUCUAACUCCUUCACAUCGAUGACAUAAUAUGAGACUUUGAGGUUGCACUAACUGCCACAUGACCUUGCCUUAUACGACCACAGGUGUGAAUUCUCAGUUCUAAUUGAAUCCCUAAUGAUAGGUCUGUGUUUCCGUGAGAUUAAUAUUAAUGACUUUAGUAGAGUUCAAUAUUUUUCCAAACAUUUCAAUAUUCUUUUUCUGUGUUUGUACAUGUUGAAAGCAGGAUAGGGAUGAAGAAAUGCAAAGGUUUACGGUGAAAUCAUCCAUUUUGUCCCUUUUGAAGUGUUUGCUUUGCUUUCCAGUAGUUUGUCAUGUUCUACUUUAGUAUUCACACUGCUGUUAGAAGUAACAGAAUGAGAACUUGCACGUGCGCAAGAUUUAGUAAUGAUAUUCAUAUUUAUGUCACAUGAAAAAAAGAAUCAUCAGGCCUUAUGCAAGAACCACUCACCUGCCAAAUUUGUUCUUAAAAGCCACUUAUAAGUAAGAAGUCAGAUAAGAAAAAUGGUUGCAUGAGUCCCUGUGUACCUUAGAAUACGUUAGGAUUGGGUUGGAGCAAUCCAGAAUAGACAAAACAUAGGUUCCAGCAGUGGUUUUUGCAUGCUUAGGAGAGGUGGGACAGUGAAGAGUUAGUCUGACAUCCUCUGUUGGAAUAGUCCUGCCAAUGGGAGACUAGUUCAGUCUGCAUUCUCCCACUGUCUGUGUUACAGUUUUCAUUACAUGAAACAACCUCUGAGCUGCAAGUUCACACUAAAAAUGUCAAAUUUUGAUGACGACUCAAAUUUUUUCACGUGGCAUUUCAUUUUGCAGGUUUUUAGUCACUUUAACUCCACAUCACACCUCUCUAUGAACAAAUGUUUCAACAGAACAACACUUAUCUGACACCAUUUUACAAAAGCACUGUGUACUGUGAUCAGUGCCACCCAGGACCCAACUGUGAUUCUAUUAAUGAAAUACAAACUAAAUAAACAAGCCAGAGGAUUUGUUUUUGAUAAUCUGCAAACAGUCCUACACAGUGCACCUUUAAAACAGCAAACUGAAGUCUCUGGGAUUAUAUCCAGUGAAUACUGAAUGGCUGAAAAUGGAAAAGAACCAUUGACUACAGUAAAUGAACAGAUAAAUCCUCACCUUACAGCUAACAUCAGCUGUAAGUUUCUUUGACAUUUACUCAGUUAACAGCCCCUAAAGACCAGAGAACUGACAGAAAGCUUAAAGGAGAGCAACAUGCACAAGUCAUGGCAGUUAACGCUCAGCACCCUAGUCUGUUGAGUGGCAGUGUCUAAAUAGCCAUUUGAUAAAACUACACAAUCACUAAAAGCAAAAUCAUCUUUAGAAAAAUCUGGGCUUUUAGAUCAAUGAUGUGCAGGUGGAGUUUUUUAUGACUUUAUUGUUAAGCUGAAUCCCCAAAGUGUCUACAAUACUCUGGAUAUUUAAAAUGCCAACAGGUUACGUACAUGUGUGCCAAAUGGGUUUGUAAACUUGGCCUAAAAUCAGAGAGAGGAGUGCUAGAUGGGUGAACUUCAGGUACAGGAAUAUGACUUGUGUUACACACAAACACACACAUGCAUCCACACACACACAGGAGAGUUCCCCAUCACCAUUCCUUUGACCAAUACAUGAGGGUGAACUUCUCCUUUUCCAAGAGGACCAAAUCCCUGUUUGGACUGUGUGCUAUGCACUGGACAAUGGCUGUAAGGUUUUACUGUAUCCACCAUCUUUUUGUACAGAAACGGUGACAUUUGUGUGAUGUGGCAGCAUUUACUUCCCUCCCUACAAUUUCUGACCAGCUGGUGGUAAAUGUUUCUCCCCUUAUUUUAAUUUCCAUCUCAGAAAAGGGAAAAUAACAUGAGGUUUUUAGUCCUGAGACAUGGAGACAGACUGUGCUGAAAGAUGGGAUGGUUUGUAUGUUUGGAGAAUAUCUAAGUGUGUAUAUGAAUUAUUAGUUAAAUGUUUAUAAUUGAAAAAUAAGGAAAAGCAAUACUGACGUUUUUUGCUGAGAGUAAAUGACUUUGAAGGCUGA